GCGGGGGGCAGUGUCAUGCACAAGCACCAGCACUGCUGUAAGUGCCCCGAGUGCUAUGAGGUGACUCGCCUGGCCGCCCUGCGGCGCCUCGAGCCUCCAGGUUACGGGGACUGGCAGGUGCCCGAUCCCUACGGGCCAGGUGGGGGCAAUGGGGCCAGCACAGGUUAUGGGGGCUACAGCUCGCAGACCUUGCCCUCGCAGGCGGGGGCCACCCCCACCCCUCGCACCAAGGCCAAGCUCAUCCCCACAGGCCGGGAUGUGGGGCCAGUGGCCCCUAAGCCAGUCCCAGGCAAGAGCACCCCCAAACUCAACGGCAGUGGCCCCAGUUGGUGGCCUGAGUGCACCUGUACCAACCGGGACUGGUAUGAGCAGGUGAAUGGCAGCGAUGGAAUGUUCAAAUAUGAGGAAAUAGUACUUGAGCGGGGCAACUCUGGCCUAGGCUUCAGUAUUGCAGGUGGCAUCGACAAUCCCCAUGUCCCCGAUGACCCUGGCAUCUUUAUUACCAAGAUCAUCCCUGGUGGAGCAGCUGCCAUGGAUGGGAGGCUGGGGGUGAAUGACUGUGUGCUACGAGUGAAUGAGGUGGACGUGUCGGAGGUGGUGCACAGCCGGGCAGUGGAGGCACUGAAGGAGGCAGGCCCUGUGGUGCGGUUGGUGGUGCGGAGGCGACAGCCCCCACCUGAGACCAUCAUGGAGGUCAAUCUGCUCAAAGGGCCCAAAGGCCUGGGUUUCAGCAUUGCUGGGGGCAUUGGCAACCAGCACAUCCCAGGAGACAACAGCAUCUAUAUCACCAAGAUCAUUGAGGGGGGUGCUGCUCAGAAGGAUGGACGCCUACAGAUUGGGGACCGGCUGCUGGCGGUGAACAACACCAAUCUGCAGGAUGUGAGGCAUGAGGAAGCUGUGGCCUCACUGAAGAACACAUCUGAUAUGGUCUAUCUGAAGGUGGCUAAGCCAGGCAGCCUCCACCUCAACGACAUGUAUGCUCCCCCUGACUACGCCAGCACUUUCACUGCCUUGGCUGACAACCACAUAAGCCAUAACUCCAGCCUGGGUUAUCUUGGGGCUGUGGAGAGCAAGGUCAACUACCCUGCUCCUCCUCAGGUUCCCUCUACCCGCUACUCUCCUAUCCCCAGGCACAUGCUGGCUGAGGAGGAUUUUACCAGAGAGCCUCGAAAGAUCAUCCUGCACAAGGGAUCCACAGGCCUUGGCUUCAACAUUGUAGGAGGAGAGGAUGGAGAAGGCAUUUUUGUCUCCUUUAUCCUGGCAGGAGGCCCAGCUGACCUGAGUGGGGAGCUGCGGAGAGGAGACCGGAUUUUAUCGGUGAAUGGAGUGAACCUGAGGAAUGCAACUCAUGAACAAGCUGCAGCUGCUCUGAAACGGGCUGGCCAGUCAGUCACCAUUGUGGCCCAGUACAGACCUGAAGAGUAUAGUCGCUUUGAAUCGAAGAUACAUGACUUACGAGAACAAAUGAUGAAUAGCAGCAUGAGCUCUGGGUCUGGGUCCCUCCGAACCAGUGAGAAGAGGUCCUUGUAUGUCAGGGCCCUAUUUGAUUAUGAUCGGACUCGGGACAGCUGCCUGCCAAGCCAGGGGCUCAGCUUCUCCUAUGGUGAUAUUCUGCAUGUCAUUAAUGCCUCUGAUGAUGAGUGGUGGCAGGCAAGGCUGGUGACCCCACAUGGAGAAAGUGAGCAGAUUGGUGUGAUCCCCAGUAAGAAGAGGGUGGAAAAGAAAGAAAGAGCUCGAUUAAAAACUGUGAAGUUCCAUGCCAGGACGGGGAUGAUUGAGUCUAACAGGGACUUCCCAGGGUUAAGUGACGAUUAUUAUGGAGCAAAGAACCUGAAAGGACAAGAGGAUGCUAUUUUGUCAUAUGAGCCUGUGACACGGCAAGAAAUUCACUAUGCAAGGCCUGUGAUCAUCCUGGGCCCAAUGAAGGACCGAGUCAACGAUGACCUGAUAUCUGAGUUCCCACAUAAAUUUGGAUCCUGUGUGCCACGUAAGAGCUCAGGAAGGCCCAAGGGAGGCAAGCACUGCAUCUUAGAUGUUUCUGGCAAUGCUAUCAAGAGACUGCAGCAGGCACAACUUUAUCCUAUUGCCGUUUUCAUCAAACCCAAGUCCAUUGAAGCUCUUAUGGAAAUGAACCGAAGGCAGACAUAUGAACAAGCAAAUAAGGUCUAUGACAAAGCCAUGAAACUAGAGCAGGAGUUUGGAGAGUACUUUACAGCCAUUGUACAGGGUGACUCACUGGAAGAGAUUUAUAACAAAAUCAAACAAAUCAUUGAGGACCAGUCUGGGCACUACAUUUGGGUCCCAUCCCCUGAAAAACUCUGAAGAAUCCCCUCCAACCAUUCUCUUGUGAACAGAAGAAAUCAAGUCCCUCUUCCCUCCUCCCUCUUCAUUCCUGUCCCCAUGGGGAGAACAAAUGCUACUGUUCUUGUCCCCUUUUUUAGAUUUGUCAAAAAAAAUUGAGUUUUCUAGUCCUGUUUUUUUAAUUUUUGUUUUGUUUUAGUUUAUUUUUUGGGAUGAUGCCAUCUCACUCAUCAUGUGACUGUGCCCAUUCCUGCAUGGACCUUUCCCAAGCACUAGCACAGGUGCAAAUCCAUCAGAGCCAUUGUUUUCAUAAAAUCCAAGCAGAAGCGAAGAGAAGAGAGGAGGACUGAUGGAAAGACAGACUCUGGACAGCUGCACAGCUUAUGAAGUGAGCUAAAUGCACCACAUGAUGAGAUGCUCCUGGGCAUUUCUACCUAUCUCUACUGCUGUCUGCAGCUCUGAACAGUGCGACGUAAUGGCAACAGAAAGUAUCUUAUUUAUAUAUAGAUAUAUAUAUGUAAUUUAUAUAAAAUAUAUAGAAAUUAUAUAUAUAUAUUAUACACUCUCAUAUAAUAUAUAUAUAUAUAUUCACACACAUUUGGACUAGAAAAUUUAUGGAGACUUCAUCAAUGGUACUAUGUUAUCAGAGAAAUGCUUUAAUUUUCUUAUUCCAAUCAGAUGGCAUUUUCUAUCCCAGCUGGUUGGGAAGGGAUUGAAAAGGGUAGUAUGCGCUGCACUAAGGGCACUCGUAUUUGGUCUUUCUCUUGAGAGCUAAGGUUUACUCUAGGAGGAAUCAGCCUGAGGCCUGAGAGAAAGCUUUUGCCUGGGGGUGAGAGGGUGGAGACAACCAGAAAGCAUCUGCUGCCCUGAGGCGCAGUCAGUCCUGUGUGCAGAAAGAGAAAGAAUGGCUAUUGAUGCUCCACGUGAAAUUGCCUAUUGUUUUAUGCCACCUGAUGUGUCUGCAUGAGAGGUUUCCAUUUUGUUCAUUUUUAAGCUGCUGUUAAACCAAAACCAUGUUGUGCUACUGUGUCAGCCUUUUCAUUAUUGCAAAUUUUACUUUUACUAUUUAAGUGAAUGCGUAGAAUCCAAUUUGCCAGUGUUGUAAAGGCUUCUGUGGUCCUAAAGGAGCCAGGCCUUAUGGUAUAGCAGGUGAUCCAGGCCUAGCCAUCCCAUCAGCGGAAAGGAGAGCAGGGGCUGGUGAGGGCUGAAAGGAGGAGCCAGGGCUCUGCACUGCCACACUGUCCCUUCAUUCACCUGCCAAGGACAUGUUGGGCUCUGCUGAGGUUUCUUCCCACAGCCCACCAACAGAGGCAGGGAGUCAGUUACCUUCCUGUUCUGUGCUGGGACAGCAGAACAGCACUUGGCUUGGCCAGCCAUGUCAUGAGUUUGAUUUUUUUUUUUUUUUUUGCAGCUGCUUCAUGUGCCCUGCCCCAGCCCCCUCCCCAACAGCUGGUAGCUUACAGUUUCUUCAUGAAGAAAGUAGUGUUCAAUGCUGUACAUUUGAGCUGUAGAACUAGGAUUCACUUACUGGCGAGCUGUGAAACCUUGUUGCUUUUUCCCAGAGUCUGAUGGCGGUGACUGUGGUCAAGGGAGUUUUUUGCCUACCACAAGUGCAGGCAGCAGGUGUGGUUCAGGCCCUCUCCCACCCCACUGUGCUCCUUUGAAGCCAAUGUGCCUCCCUCACCUCCACACUGGAGGGAUGAUGCAGGGGAGAACAUAGAAAUGCUUGACCCUAGGGUUGGGGCACUUGUUUCCUAGCCUGCUGGGUUAGGGCCGGUGCAAAUGACACAAUGUUGAAGAUACUUUAAGCACUACCAGCCAAAUUUGGGAAAUCUGUAAACAGUUAUCCUACCAGCAUAAUGAGGCUAACUGUAAAAUCUGGGGCCCAGAAUGAGGGUAAAGAAAGGGCAGCAGCUUUCCCUGGGCAGUACACUGGGUUGAAGGCAAAGAGGGAUAAAGUGAUAGCUGAUUGUGACUCUGGUGAGGAGGGGGUGAAUAGGGAGUAUUGAUACUCUGAUGUUAACUAAGUGGUGAUGUCUGAACCAUGUUCAACCCAACCCCCCAGGGAAGAAAAGCAAAGAUUCAAAGUAAGCAUGGCACUAGUUGGUUUCCCAGUGUUCCUUCCAAGGAGACAUAUAUUUUUUAAUAAACGAUAGUUGCAAUGAA
Messenger RNA from Otolemur garnettii (small-eared galago), 4467 nucleotides. It is a transcript of the gene DLG3, whose product is annotated as discs large MAGUK scaffold protein 3. The transcript has 18 exons. Gene Ontology annotation, biological process: chemical synaptic transmission. The record is from RefSeq and is a predicted model, not a curated record. Gene Ontology annotation, molecular function: kinase binding. Lineage: Eukaryota; Metazoa; Chordata; Mammalia; Primates; Galagidae. Bases 16 to 2322 code for a protein of 768 amino acids. Gene Ontology annotation, cellular component: neuron projection; neuromuscular junction; postsynaptic density membrane.